Molecule: messenger RNA, 1927 nt
Organism: Darwinula stevensoni
Lineage: Eukaryota; Metazoa; Arthropoda; Ostracoda; Podocopida; Darwinulidae
Source: the annotation of a GenBank genome assembly
UUUCUCCCGUUUCCAGUGCUGGAUUGCACUUAUGGCUGAGUGUUCAAUAUAGGCUUCCUCAUGGAUGAAUGCUAUGGGAGUUGCAUAUUUUUAGCCUAAUUUAGGCUUAGAUCUGAGGUAUCAGCAGAGUCGUGGCUUCUUCAUUACGUGGAUACAUCACUGGAUCAGAUGUGGAACUCUUCAUAUGGCACAACCAAUGCUGAAGAUGAGUGGUUCGAUACCAUGGUUUCUCUUCUUCAUCGCAAUGGUGGUUGAGGGAUCCUGUCCAUCCAACUGUGAUUGUGGGGCAGGAGGUGAUGGAAGUCAAGUGUUCUACUGUCCACGUGCAUCCCUGUCACCCAUCAUACUCCAUUUCUCUCCGGGUAGCCUUUUGAGCAUUCAAUGUCCUCAGAAGAUGUCUCCGAUGAACUAUAACCUGCUUCAUGGCCUCCAUCUUGGCCCGGUGAAGACUGCAGAACUCCGGUUUUGUCCAAUCCCAAGCAACUUGCCAAGCUAUUCUGGUCUCUUUGGAGUUCUUGGAGUAGAUGAUGUGAAAGUUCUUGUCCUGGAGUUCAUGACUGAUAUGCAGGUGACUCUGGCACAGGAACACUUUACUGGACUGACAUCUCUUAGAGCUCUGCUUCUCCAGGGGCAAGGCAUUAUUGGGCUGAAGCCAUCUAUGUUUGAGGCUUUGAAGGAUCUGAGAAGCCUAACAAUGGAAGGGACAAUGGUGCAAGAUUCAUUUUCUGAAGACUUAUUUUCACCCCUGUCUAAUAUUUCCAUGCUUCAAUUGGGCUCAAAUGAUAUCAGUCAUCUUCCUGAAAGGAUAUUCUUUGAGAACAUUCAACUUAGGCGUCUAAACCUUGAGAAUAACAACCUGUCCCAAGUGUCCCCCAGGAUCUUCCAAACUCUCAAUUCUCUGGAAGUGUUGGAGCUUCAAAGCAACCAGUUGUCCACAUUUCCACAUGACAUAUUUUGGAAUCUCACAUCACUACAUUAUCUGGGUCUAGGCCUCAAUCAGAUAUCUACACUGGAUGUUGAUAUAUUUGCAUACAAACCUAAAUUAGAAGCCCUCAAGUUAUUUGGCAACCCAAGACUACAAGAGCUACCUGGAAAGAUAUUUCAUAAGUUAAUGUCUCUCAAGCAACUGUAUUUGCAUCUCAACGCUCUCAAGGAUCUUCCUCAUGAUCUUUUUCAAGAGCUUACCAGCUUGGAGAAUCUUACCCUGAAUGAUAAUCAGAUUGAGGUACUGCUUCAGGACCAAUUCAGGGGCUUGAAGAAGCUCCGUAACUUGGAUUUGAAGGGGAAUCGUGUCCUCAUCAUCAGCAGUGUGAUUGUCUCUAUUGCAAUCCUAUCUACUGGAACUGUAUUUGUAUAUUAUCGAUACUGGAAAGUGCUGAGACUCUGGUUUUUUGUUCAUGGCUACUGUUCUUGCAUCCUGUUGGAAGAGGAACUUGAUCAGGAUCGCACUUAUGAUGCUUUCAUCAGUUAUGCUCAGGAAGACGAGGCCUUUGUUGUUGGAGAGCUGCGGCCUCAUCUUGAGGAUAAAGAACCACAUUUUUCACUUCUCCUGCACUUUAGGAACUGGUUGCCAGGGGCUCAGAUCCAUGAUAAUGUUAUCAAUUCCAUUAGUGCUUCUAAGCGAACUCUGGUCAUUCUUUCCUCUGCAUAUGUUGCAAGUCCAUGGUGCCAAUCAGAGUUUCGACUUGCUUUCAAUCAUCAGAUUGAGACACAAAUGAAUCGACUCAUUGUGAUUGUGAUGGGGGAGUUACCCCCUGAUUUGCCAGAGGAAAUGCAAUUAUAUGUGAGUCAGAACACUUACAUCCGAUAUGGUGAGCCAUGUUUCUGGGAGAAGUUGCAGUAUGCUCUUCCACAUUAUAAGCAACAGAAGACAAUCAAUCAAAAUCACCGUGAUGAUGGCAUUCAAUUAGUUGAUGCUCCACUCUGA